CCACUAAUUAAUUGUUUAUUGCAAAUCAGACUUUGAUUAUCGAACCCUUUCCUUGUUGAGAUGCCUUAAGUCUUUUCGAGGUUCAUCUUCAUAUCAUUUCUGGCCACUUUUUGUAUGUUCAAAAUCUCUUCCAAUUACAACUCCGGAUUGAAUCGGAAGAUCUAUACAACAAAAUAAAAGCGAAACUGCGAAAGCAAGUUUUAGGAUAGUGUAAAAUUCUUUUCAAAUCAAAGGAUUCAUCGGAAGAUCAAGAUGUGCUAAUUUCAUGAGAAGUAGGAUUGAAUAGAAAGUUGAUCAAGACGAGCAAAGAUAAGAAGAGAGAAAUCACAAAAGGGGAAGUUUAGUCCAAGCGGAAUCAUGUCGGAGGCCCUCCUCUUAUCGGUGAUACAAAAGCUUGACGUAUAUGAUGGAGAGGGCAAAGUGGAAAAGGAAAUGAUAAUCAAAGAGAUUAGAGAGAUGGUGGAUAUUGUGAGGGAUAAGAAAUUGGAAGAGGGCAGAAGCUUAAAUUUUUUGGUAUCUGACCUUGUCGACGUGGUUGAUGAUGCCUACGAGCUUCUACCUUUUACCUCUUAUACGAAGCCCAUCCAUAGUUGGAUUGGAGAGAUCAAAAAGAAGAUGCUUAAACUAGGAGAUGAUGAUGAGUCCAACAUGAGAUCAUCACAAAAUGUUGAAGAUGAUGUAGAUGUGGUGGGCUUGAAGGAAGAUGUGGAAAUGCUGCUUCGCGCAAUGAUUGUUGGUGAGGAAGGAUUCUACAAGACUCUGCUUAUCAAAGGGAUGACUGGUAUUGGAAAGACAACUCUUGCGAGAGAGAUAUACAACCAUCCAACCGUCGUUGAGCGAUUCAAGCGUCGUGCUUGGGUAUCUAAUUCUGCUGACUUCACUAUAAAAGGGCUACUUAUCAAACUAAUACAACAGGUAGAAGAUCCUCAGAAUCUCCACGCAUCUUCCUCAUUGGAGAAUAUGGACAUCGCAAGGCUCCGAGAUGUGCUUCGCCAACACCUGCGAGGAAAGCGAUAUCUUAUAGUUCUUGACGACGUGUCCAAACAAAUGCACUUGACCUCUUUCAUGAAAGCUCUUCCACUAGAAUUAAACGGAAGUAGAUUGCUGCUCACAAGUCACACGACGCUCAUAGAGAUAUACAGUUAUGUAGGCGAGAAAGAUGCUCAUCAGAUGAAACCUUUGGAUGCUAAUAAAAGCUGGCAAUUGUUUAUGAAAACGAUCAACCAUGGAAAUAAAUUGACGGGUGAGCACAAAUUCCCAAUGAAGUUGGAGCAUAUGGGAAAACAAAUGUUGAGAAAAUGUGGUGGUCUGCCGUUAGCUAUAAAAGAGGUGGGAAAGCAGUUAGCGGAAAAGAAAGUCUCAGAAGGGAGUGAAUGGGAACAACUUCUUGAAUCCGUUGAUUUUAGUUCGACACUGAAGUUAUUGGAAUCGUUUUAUCAGAAAUUGGAUCCUAAACUGGAGUCGUGUUUCAUGUGUAUGGCCUUCUUUAAGGAAAAUACAACUUUGAGAGCAGAAAAGUUGAAACAGAUUUGGGCUGCAGGUGGAGUAGUGGAUUCAAGAUGUAACUAUGAAGCAUAUUUGGAUGGUUUAAUCGAUGAAUCUGUUAUUGAUGUCGUGGAAAAGAGUAGGAAGUAUCACAUGAAUGCUAUGCUACACAUGUUAUCCAUCCAAAAAGCAGAGGAGAAACUAGGCCUUGAGAUCCUAAGGAACAAUGGAAAUAAUCAACCCUCUCAGAGUCAUCGUCAUCAUCGUGUUAUCAUUUGUAGCAGAGACAAGUUCAACCACUCCACGGAUCAAGAUAAACAUCUUGUUUCUCUCUUCUUCCAUGGAGGCGGCUACUUGGACACUAGUCCGUCUUACUGGAAGAGCUUUGAACAACUUAAGAUACUUGACUUGGAAGAUUUUGGGCUGAAGAAUUUACGAGAGAGUAUUGGCACAUUGAUUGAAUUAAGAUACUUGGGAUUGAGAAACAAUUACAUACACGAGCUCCCAGACUCGUUGGUGUGUUUGGAAAACCUCGAGGUUCUUGACAUAGCUCAAAACUUUAUGGUUGAGAUCCCAGAUAUUAUAUGGGAAAUGCAUAGCCUUCACCACCUCUACUUGUCAGAUGUGAUUUUCCGGAAGCCUUUGAAGAUAGGUGCGCUGCAGAAAAUGAAGACCUUAACCUACAUCACGGUUGAUAAUUGGACAUAUGAGCUCUCAGGCUUAAAAAUGUUGAGUUUUCUUGAGAAAUUGGGCAUAGAAGAAUUGGAUGGAAACUCAGAUGUAAGCAAGCUCUUUGUGUCAUUGGCUGUGUUGGAAAGUCUUAAACACCUAAUCUUAAGAGGGUAUCGUUUCAGAAGCAUGCCUUGUUUGGAUGAGCUUCAUAUUCUAGACAAUCUCAAAACACUCAAAUUGGAUGGACUCCUUGCGAAGCUUCCAAGAAGUUUCCCUCCAAAUAUAGAAUCAUUGACGUUGGUUAAUAGCUGUCUUGAUGAAGACCCCAUGUCACAACUAGCCGGGAAGUUACCGGAGCUAAAAUAUCUCAAAUUGCGGAAUGCAUACACUGGUCAACGAAUGAAAUUCUUGCACGACGGCUUGCCUCGUCUCGAAGUUCUGUGCAUCGAAGAGCUGUGGAAUCUGAGAAAUGUAGUAUGUGGAGGAUAUGAAAUGUUUUGGCUCGAGAAAAUUGAAAUCAAUAAUUGUCCAUAUCUGGAUACCCUCCCGGAAGGGAUUGGGUCGUUUUCAUACAUGAAGGAGAUAAAGAUGGUGACAACCAGAAGCAUUGCAGCAAAGAUGAGGAAAUUAAAGUGUAUCUCCAAAAUAGGGAUCGUGAAUAUCAAUCCAUGAGCUAGCGCGGGUGUCUGCAUUGUUUUUACGUAUGUUUUGCUUGUUGGCCUUAAUUUGUGAUGUAGAUCAUGGCUCUUGGAGAAGCUUGAGAGACACCAACAUUAAUUAUGUUUAUGAGCUUUUAUUUCAAAUAUAUUUUACUUCU
Molecule: messenger RNA, 2974 nt
Organism: Salvia miltiorrhiza (redroot sage)
Lineage: Eukaryota; Viridiplantae; Streptophyta; Magnoliopsida; Lamiales; Lamiaceae
Product: disease resistance RPP8-like protein 3
Exons: 4
Coding region: 358-2829 (823 amino acids)
Biological process (GO): defense response to other organism
Molecular function (GO): protein binding; ADP binding
Source: RefSeq, a predicted model, not a curated record